Serendipita indica DSM 11827 is the source of this 525-nucleotide messenger RNA. NCBI's taxonomy places the organism in Eukaryota, Fungi, Basidiomycota, Agaricomycetes, Sebacinales, Serendipitaceae. The record is from the annotation of a GenBank genome assembly.
AUGGAGGAUGCGCCACCACGUCCUCCUUUGAACAGUUUGGCCAGCGCAGACGCUGGUAUACCUGAAGACGACAACGUGGUUGAAAAUAUCGUCUUGGAUCCGUCGCCUGAUGCACAUCAGGCCUCGCCACGUUCCCUUGGUGCGGUAGCUGGGUCUCUUUCUGAGGAAGAGGAGACAGAUGAUGAUUCAUCGAACUUCAUCGCCGACAUAGAGUACAAUGAACUGGGCUCAUUCAGCAUUGAGCGCGUAUUUGUCUGCCAGGGUGGCGUCAACACCGUCCGUCUGCUCCAGCUCACAAGAAAAUCUCUCUUGGAAGAAGGACAGAUGGUUGGUGCAAACGCUUUGGUCAACGAGAUGUGGUCCUGUGAGGUAUUUCAACGCUCCAGAGAGGUGUACGAAGUUCGUAUUCGUUAUGGUGCUUCCAUAGCCAAAGCCUACAGAAACCCACCCUCAGAGCCAGUCGCCGUCAAGGAAGCCAAAGGAAUCCCCGGGUUGAUGACCAUUCUGGAGGCGUCAAAUGCCUAA